Rhinolophus ferrumequinum (greater horseshoe bat) is the source of this 521-nucleotide messenger RNA. RefSeq names its product FXYD domain containing ion transport regulator 7 (gene FXYD7). Gene Ontology annotation, cellular component: membrane. The transcript has 6 exons. Gene Ontology annotation, molecular function: sodium channel regulator activity. NCBI's taxonomy places the organism in Eukaryota, Metazoa, Chordata, Mammalia, Chiroptera, Rhinolophidae. The record is from RefSeq and is a predicted model, not a curated record. Gene Ontology annotation, biological process: regulation of sodium ion transmembrane transporter activity. Bases 121 to 363 code for a protein of 80 amino acids.
ACGGCCCCCCCAACACCAGGGCUCCCCCCAUCUCCCCCCAUCUCAGUCCGUCCCGCGUCCAGCUGCUGCAGCCGCGCCUUCACUGUCUCGGCAUCCAGCCGCCCCCUGUUCUGGCCCGGCAUGGCGACCCCGACUCAGGCCCCCACAAAUGUUCCUCAGGAACCUGACCCAUUUUACUAUGACUAUGACACUGUGCAGACUGUGGGCAUGACUCUGGCUACCAUAUUUUUCCUGCUGGGCAUUUUCAUCAUCAUCAGCAAGAAGGUGAAGUGCAGGAAGGAGGACUCCAGGUCUGAGAGCCCAACAUGCAAAUCCUGUAAGUCGGAGCUUCCCUCCUCAGCUCCUGGAGGUGGCGGCGUGUAAAACCAACCCCGGCACCUCCACUGCAGUCCCUGCCCGAGUGCGGGAGCCUGAGGACGGGGUGGAGGCGGUGGGGACCCCAGCCUUGUGCCGCUGGGGAGCACUCCCGGGAAUGAGCCGCCCCACCCACCCCGAGGCAGGAGCCGCUACACCCUGCUGCC